Messenger RNA from Aphanomyces astaci, 480 nucleotides. RefSeq lists its product as hypothetical. The record is from RefSeq and is a predicted model, not a curated record. NCBI's taxonomy places the organism in Eukaryota, Oomycota, Saprolegniomycetes, Saprolegniales, Verrucalvaceae. Bases 1 to 480 code for a protein of 159 amino acids. The transcript has 3 exons.
AUGGUGGACGAAGGUGCCAUCUCCGAAGGUGGUGGCAAUCCUGCACCCUACCCCCCCCCCGACCUGGACCUGACUCCUGUGUCGUUCCAAGCCGCCGACGUGCUGCACUGGCGACGUGGACGGCUGGCGUACCUGCUGCACAGGGUGCCCGAAGAAAGGGAAGCGACGCGCCAGCCGCCGCCGAUUCUCCGAAGCCGCGUGGCCAACUCCCGUCGACAACCGGUCGGGGUUCUGGGGCGGCGUGCUGAACCCGUCGAGUUGGCCACACAUGUUCCCGACGACUCCACCCAACGAAGUUUAAUCGUCUUCUUAAUGCGCAAAGCCAUUCCUAUCAGCCACCCCAACGUGGUCCCUACAAGCGAGUUCUCCUCUCUGCCAAGAGACAUGUGGUUGCAGGACACGACGCCGGACAAGACUGGAAGUCCGUUGCUCGUGCAUAUGGAAUCAACGAGCCCACUGCAAAAGGAUGGCUCAUGUUAG